CAUGCUCCUCACCAUGGAAACGCUUCUCACCUCUGGGUUGUUGUGGAAACACUCCUCACCUGGACAGUAGACUCCGCCCUGCAUUAACCGGAAUUAUAUAGUUUAGCCAAUCAGACACCUGGCGGCUGGAUGGAAUAAGGAAGUAAUCUGCAUAGGCUAAUCCUAAUCCACAGACAAAGGCAAUUUUAAUCUGAGGUCUUCUCGGCAGGCUGGGCUCGUCGGGCUGGACCUGUAGGAUUGAUCCAGCAAAGAUUGGAGGAUACCCAAAAUCUUUUUCUCCAAUACGAAUCCCAGAUCACGCUUGUGACAGCACGCACAUGGAUCUAAUCUUCCUCUCUCCCGUUGACCUCAAUACAACUACAUGGUGAUCUCUUCAACUACCCCUGUUCUGUAGUUGUUCAUGGAAGUAAUUGUUGGAUGUGCCUCUAAGUUUAAACCCUCUCUGACUCUCUACCAACUACAGGUAGUAACCGGCUUUUGCACAGAAGGCUGUAGUGAAUGGAGGUGGAUGGAAGCGCCUUUGAUGUGGUUUAGAUAAUCUAUUGUUUGCUUUUGGCUGUCUGGUGACAUGUUCGGCAGUGUGAAGAAAAUCAUCUCUCUGUUUGAGACUCAACGGCAGCCUCGCCCCCUCUCUCUACCUCCUUCCCUCCAUCCAUCUCUCUCUCCAUCUCUAACUCCUUCCCUCCCUCCAUCUCUCCCUCCUUCCCUCUCUCCAUCUCUCCCUCCAUCUCUAACUCAUUCUCUUCCUGCAUCUGUUUCUUCAUCUCUUCCCCUAUCCCUCCCUUCCUCCCUAUCCCCUCUCAGGUCCAGUAAAAAAGCCCCCCAGUCCCCCUUAAAGAGACACUCCUCUCCUUCUGCCACCCUUUCCAGCUGCCCUUCCUCCUUCUCCGGCUGCCCUUCCUCCCUCUACCCUCAGACCAAACCCAGACCCCCCCUUAACCCCCCACCUGUCCACCAACCACUACAACUUCCUGCUAGAUGGAGAGUAGGAGAAGAAGGAAGGGAGGGAGUGAGUGAUACGGGUUGGGGUCAUGGAGGGCUGAGAGGUCGUGGGGGGGUCAGGGUUAGGAACUCAUGGCCGAGCGGAUGGCAGGAGCUUCAGAUAAGAAACCAAACAUCCGUCACCAUGGAGAUUCCACAACACUUUUGGACCGCAACUAAACCUCAACUCCAGACCACUACUCAACCCCAACCUCAACCCCAGACCACUAUUCAACCCCAGACCACUACUCAACCUGAACAUCAACCGCAGACCACUACUAAACUCCAGACCACUACUCAACCUCAAACUCAACCCCAGACCACUACAAAACCAAAUCCUCAACCGCUGACCACUGUUCAACCCCAACCUCAACCCCAGACCACUACCCAACCCCAACCUCAACCGCAGACCACUAUUCAACCCCAACGUCAACCCCAGACCACUGUUCAACCCCAACCUCAACCCCAGACCACUACUCAACCCCAGACCACUACUCAACCCCAACCUCAACCGCAGACCACUAUUCAACCCCAACGUCAACCCCAGACCACUGUUCAACCCCAACCUCAACCCCAGACCACUGUUCAACCCCAACCUCAACCCCAGACCACUACUCAACCCCAGACCACUACUCAACCUGAACAUCAACCGCAGACCACAUCUAAACUCCAGACCACUACUCAACCCCAACCUCAACCCCAGACCUCUACUCAACCCCAGACCACUCCUCAACCCGAACAUCAACCCCAGACUAUUUCUAAGUCUCAACCUCAACCCCAGACCACUACUCAACCCCAACCUCAACACCAGACCCUGGCCCCGCUCCCAUCCUGGUCGCUGUGUCUGAAGGGUACACCUUCUGUCCGGAAUGCUGAGGCAGCCCUGCUGCUCUUCUGCCACAGUGGCUCCAGUAGCAGUAAGAUUGCAAUUGACAACAAGAUUGAGCAAGCCAUGGACCUGGUGAAGAGCCACCUGAUGCUGGCUGUGAGAGAGGAGGAGGAGCUACUGAGGAAGCGGAUCAACCAGCUGUCAGAGAGGAACGCCCAGCUGGAGAGAGAGAACUACAUACUGAGAGCACUGAGAGACAGACAGACACUAACGCACUCAUCCACGCACACACUCACACAAACAUACACAAAGAGAAGUUAACAGUAUUAGUACAUGCCUUUCAUUUUCUAUUUAAAGGGGUGUUUUGAUUAGUCCUGUAAAACGUGUAUUUAUAUUUAACCUUUAUGUACCCAGGCGAGUCAAGAACAUAUUCUUAUUUACAAUGACAGCCAAGCUAUGAUGAUGAUGAUGUAGUCUCGUGUAAUGAUGAUGCUGUAGUUAUGAAGAGGCCUGGUUGCCAGUCUCUAUAACGUACAAUUUCUUAUUAUAUUCCAUGUCGUGUGCCAAUGGCAGUUAAUGAGUGGAAUGUUAGCUAAACGGAGACUGGUAACCAGGCUAAUGAAGAGGGGUUCUGAAAGAGAAAGUGUGGUGUGCACAUUCUGUAA
Molecule: messenger RNA, 2475 nt
Organism: Oncorhynchus masou masou (cherry salmon)
Lineage: Eukaryota; Metazoa; Chordata; Actinopteri; Salmoniformes; Salmonidae
Product: mucin-2-like
Exons: 3
Coding region: 569-2131 (520 amino acids)
Biological process (GO): regulation of transcription by RNA polymerase II
Source: RefSeq, a predicted model, not a curated record